Molecule: messenger RNA, 1581 nt
Organism: Fonsecaea erecta
Lineage: Eukaryota; Fungi; Ascomycota; Eurotiomycetes; Chaetothyriales; Herpotrichiellaceae
Exons: 1
Coding region: 1-1581 (526 amino acids)
Source: RefSeq, a predicted model, not a curated record
AUGACCACGAGCACGAACAUGAUAAAUGGGCUGCGCCAGAUCGCUUGGGAGGCCCUGCCGGCAACCUUUCAGGACGCAGCCACAGUUGCACGGAGCCUGAAUUACCGAUACCUCUGGAUCGACUCACUUUGCAUCAUCCAAGAUACAGAUGACUUGUUUGUCCAGCUGCGGAAAAUGCCCGACAUCUAUCAGAAUGCUGUGUUGGUCAUUUCCGCCGACUCGUCGAUCAACACUGUCUCCGGAUUUCUCACCAAGCCACGACAUCCCACCAAGAAGAUCCCCGCUCGCUCGACACGCGGAUCCUUCGCUCGUUUUCGUAAGGCAGCUGAUGGCCCAGAGCUUCUCUUCAACGACCUAUCACGUAUCGGUGUCUCCCAUCGAUUCUUCAUGCCGAGGGGCGACAACGGCAUGGUUCGCGUCCCCAAUUCGCAGGAAAUGGCCGCCAGAAACGUUGUCUUCGAGCGGGCGUGGUGCUUUCAGGAGCGACUGCUGGCCAGCCGCGUCCUGCAUUUCACCGCGGACGAGUUGGUAUGGGAGUGCAGGACUGGAUCAGAUUGCGAGUGCGGGUGGAUGAGAAAUGCCACCAACGCCCUCGUGGGCGAGAAAUGUCGUACUCUCAAGGAGGAUUUCCACCGACCGAGGAGGGAGAACACGGGUAUAUACAACUUGACGGGGAAUUCUGCUUGGGACAGAUGGAAGCAGAUUAUUGCAACUUACUCCGCCUGUAAGUUGACCAAAGAUGCCGACAGGCUACUCGCAAUCUCCGCUGUGGCAAGACAACUACAGUCCGAGGAAUUGGGAGACUAUUACGCCGGGCUCUGGGCAAAUGCGUUCCCCGGCUGCUUGUUAUGGUGUUCCGCAGAUGAGCCCAGUGAAUAUGAUACGCAAACUUCAGCCGUCAUCGCCGAUUAUGCAUCCAGAUCACCGCCGCAAAUUCGCUCAGCCGCUACAGAGUCGGCGCUGAGGCAGUCCGCAACUCCCACGCAUUCGCGGCCAGUCGAGUACGUGGCACCCAGCUGGUCCUGGGCUUCCGUGAAGGGACGUGUACAGUUUCGUCUCGAGAGCCGACUUUCGUUCUCGAAGAUUUUGGACGUGCACGUUCAGCCCCGCAGCGGCCAUGAUGUCUAUGGUCAACUCGAGUCGGCCUCUCUUCUCCUCCAAGCACCGGCCGUCGCGGCCACACUUGAGCUCUACCAUCCGAAGGUGCAAUUGGCCCGAGAGCUCUCGGCCCUCGAAGCGUGGGUGGUGAUCAACGCCGACUGUCAGGGUACUGUCUUCUUGGACGCUUGCAAAGCACCCGAGGGCCAUACGUCCGAAGAACGAGACGUCGUCUGCGUCUUCUUGGACUCCCCCCGAGCGCAUCACGGCCGGCCAAGCUACCAGGCCUUGGUGCUGGAGCGAUGUGACAGCCCGACUGGCGCGUAUCGUCGAUUUGGGAUGGCCGAGUUUCCCUUGACCGAGGCGCAGAAGGCCGAGUUGAACGCGACCGAACCGAAGAAUGAGAGACACCACCUUGUGGCAAGAGUACCUACCUUCCUCACCAACCAUGGAGCAAGGAUGCAGGAGAUCCGGAUAAUUUGA